Messenger RNA from Coffea eugenioides, 837 nucleotides. RefSeq lists its product as uncharacterized. The record is from RefSeq and is a predicted model, not a curated record. The transcript has 2 exons. Lineage: Eukaryota; Viridiplantae; Streptophyta; Magnoliopsida; Gentianales; Rubiaceae. The coding region runs from base 1 to 837 and encodes 278 amino acids.
AUGGCUGGAGUAGGAAACCUUGUUGAUCUUCUCUUAUUCUAUACACUAGAGAGGGUAUUGUUUAAUCGAAUCGUAGGACCAAUGAGAAAAAACCCACAGCUUGUUAAGAUGGCUAUGGCCUUCUGGUUGCUGUUAGAGGAGAUUGGCUAUCAUGACCUAACUCGAAAAAUCCAUUCAUCGGACAAUUGCGCCAUUGAUGCAAUAUUCAACGAGACGUUGUCCUGUUUAGACCGCAUUCAACCGGGAGGAAAUGAACCGACUGGGGCGAAUGAUUCUCCUGUCUUUGUUGGCAUUUUGGAUGAGCCACUAAGCCAGAGGUUCUUUUACUACAAUUCUGAGUUUAUGUUCAGGCGAUUUACACACAUAAUGGAGACAGUUUGCAACAGAAUAUUUGGAGAAAAUGCUGCCAUUGAAGUUGAUGGAAAUGUUAUUCUAAGGCCUAUGGUUAGACCAUUUGCGGAUGGUGGCAGCACCAGCAAUUCUGGGCAAGUGGCGGCCUGUGGUCGAAUGAGGCCAUCUUCAACCUUGAAUCCAAACGCCAGUGAGUUCGUUCCGAGACAAACGAAUGAAGAUUCAAGAACCAUGUUCUUAACUUUCUCUAAAGGCUAUCCCCUUACUCGUGAUGAAGUAAUCAACUUUUUUACUUCGAAUUGGGGAGGCGUGGUUGAAGAUGUGGUGGUGGAGCAAGCUGCAGGGAGAGAUCCACCUCUUUAUGGAAGAGUCAUUUUUACUAGGCAUUCGAUCAUCGACACAAUUCUCAAUGGACAGUCCAAGGCAAAGUUCAUGGUGGGGCGAAAACAUUUGUGGGCACGAGUUUAUGUUCCUAGGCGUAGGUGA